Molecule: messenger RNA, 1491 nt
Organism: Fomitopsis serialis
Lineage: Eukaryota; Fungi; Basidiomycota; Agaricomycetes; Polyporales; Fomitopsidaceae
Exons: 8
Coding region: 67-1461 (464 amino acids)
Biological process (GO): tRNA wobble position uridine thiolation
Cellular component (GO): cytosol
Molecular function (GO): tRNA binding; sulfurtransferase activity
Source: RefSeq, a predicted model, not a curated record
CACCAACUCGAUUCUUGGCCGUGCUCGAAAAUCACAUAACAGAGGCAGGACUGGACUGCGAAGAUUAUGUCUUGUGAAACCCCGGCUGUGGAGGGUGAUACCCUCAUGCCUCGUACGCCGUCGCCAAAGUACGACAAGACGAAAUACUGUGUACGAUGCAAAGAAGCGCAAGGAAACAUCGUGAUCCGUCAUGCCGUGUACUGCAAGGAUUGCUUCUUUCCCCUCAUCAUCCACAAGUUCAGAAGAGGCUUGGAGCCGUCUGUAAACCCCACACCAGACGGCCCCCGCCGCACAGCUCUGCGACCGGACGGGAACCUCCUGGUCGGCUUCUCCGGGGGACUCGGCGCGACUGUCCUCCUCGACCUCGGUGCGGUGUGCUACGUGGAGAUUUGCGACGCGUUUCCCGGAAUGCGAGACAAGACGGCCGAUAUCGAGCGGUUCGUGGCGAAGUACGAGGCGUCGACUUCGUCCAUUGCGCGUGCAAGAUGCGUUCGACGCGAGCUGGUGGAGGCAGUGCACGCGUCGCGCGAUGCGUCCAACCUUGCCGUGGACAUGAGCAGCGAGGAGCUACGGCUAUCGACCCUCGCGUCCUCCGCCACGCCGUUGCGGUCCCUCCAAUCAUAUCUCGCGGCCCUACCAACCGCGACCGCUGUGCCGUCUACCGUCGAGACGCUCGUUCGGCUUCUCCUACUACACACCGCACUGCGGACCGAGUCUUCUCACUUGGUCCUUGGGACGUCUCUCACCAGCCUCGCCGUCUCCCUGAUAUCCGGCGUGUCGCAGGGCAGGGGGCAUACUCUGAAGGAAGAGAUGCAGCAGGAAUGGUCCGAAGGUGAUCACGGACAACCAUCGCACGAUGCGAGUAAUGAGACGAGAGACGGGGGCCGGAAGCGAUAUGUCAGGGUGGUCAGGCCGCUACGAGACGUCGGGCGCAAGGAGUGCGCGCUGUGGGCUAGGUGGAGGGAUCUGGUUAUCGUCGGGAAGGAGCGCUGGCCAUGGUCAGGAGCUAAGCAAGACAUCGGAACGUUGACGAGAGAGUUCAUCACCGGUCUGGAGAAGGACUACCCGUCAACAGUGUCGACCAUCGUCAGGACGUGUACGAAGGUAGAGCCGAAGGGCGAGUCUGCGGGACUGUGUGUCCUGUGUGCACGGCCUGUACAGCGAGGUGUGCAGGAAUGGAAGUCGCGUAUAUCCAUACGCUCCCGCGACAAAUCACAGGAUGAACCGCCUCCGGCCUCUACGUCUCUGAAUCCGCACCUAUGCUACGCAUGCCACACAACAAUGACCAGUCGCAGUAGUCGACCUGCGCCUUCGCUAGGGCUUCCGGCGUCGGAGCAGUCUAGCGUACGCUGCGUACCACUGCCUGUGUGGGUCGACUCGGGCAUGCAUCGGCCGGCAAGGUUGAGCGAGCAGCAGAUGAAGGAAGCUGUGCAGGAUUUCUUGUUGGAGGACGAUACAUAGCGGGAUAAUGUGAUAACUGCCCCCCUUUGA